AAGAUGUUUGUUUCCUGUUGCAAAUCGAUCUUCAAUCAUGACCCAUUUUAAUUUUUCUCCCCUCUUACAAACAUUGAACUACAGGUAAAGCAAAGCGUUUCGACUCCAUUCUGGAGUAUCUAGAGUUUUUCUGCAUCGGCGUUGUCGAUCACUACGGCGUCGUUGAUGUCUUCAACACGUCUACUCUCUUUGAUUCGAACGUAUGAUGAUUGAAAGUGUUGACGAUUGCGAUAAUGAUAAUGUUUUUUUAUAAGUAGUACCUAAACCUAAGCCUAAGCGUUGUAAUUGUUAUUCAUUGUAAAAUCAUUCAUGAUCACGACGACAUUUUUCAUAGAUACGUGUAGGUACUUGUUAUUUUCAAAAUUCUUCAUGUUUACUGCAAUACGCAUCGAUACGAACAUAAAUGCCGAACACAGAGAUGCAUCUGUUGAAGAACAAACGCAUUAUAGCCAUGAUAGCGUGCGCCUGUAGAUGCGCCGAGGCAAACGUAGUUGUCUUCUUUCUCUGUGCCUGCUUUUUCGCACCACAGCAGGUCCUAGCCAGCGACUUGCGCCAGAACAAGCUUAAGACUUCUUUUUCUUGCAAAGUUGAUGCAAAUAUAAGUAUCUUCAGUGGUGGAAGUCACACUUCUCAGGUCUCACAUCUCUGAAGAUGUCCUCUUGCUGUUUUGUUCCUCCCCUAAAGCUCAUCUUCUGCGUAAACAACGAGGAUAGACCUCGAAUUACUGAUAGUUCUAACGAUAACAGGAGAAGAGGUUGUCCAAGAUGGAUCCGGUUACGCGACGCUGAGGAGAUCCUUUCAACCGUCACCAAGUCUAAGGCGAACUAUAGCAGACGAGAUGAUCCAUUCAGUACACAUGUGGUGCCCAGAAUUGAACAUGAAGGAGAUGCAACUCUUGACCAACAAGAAGACGAGCGCUCAGAAAUAG
Messenger RNA from Amoebophrya sp. A25, 928 nucleotides. The record is from the annotation of a GenBank genome assembly. NCBI's taxonomy places the organism in Eukaryota, Dinophyceae, Syndiniales, Amoebophryaceae.